AAAGGGUUCAUUUUUGCCUACAGCUCCAUGGCUUCAAGUCAUAAGCCUCUUUGAUAGUCAAUCUCAGCUCAGCCCACCACUGAUAGGUAUUGCCGACGCGUUUCUUACAUCAUAGCAUCAUUGAUCAUCGACAGGGACAUUGUGUUUGAAAAUUCUGCAGGGAAGAAGACGAACGAUGAAUCCAACGCAAGCGAGAGCGGCUGAAUAAUUUAACGCUCGGAGUCUAAAUAGCUUAAAUAAUUACCGCAAGAAGCAAUGGACUUGCAUGUUUCAAUAUACCAUACAAAUUCAAUUGGCGGGCUCCAGCUAUUUUGUAACAAAACAAACCAUCCUGUGCCACUAAGCUUUUUCUUGAUCUCAUCUAUUCAAGUCCUAGCUAAACAGCAUUGACUUUGGCAUCGUUUACCUCUGUUGCAUGUAGCAAUAAAGGGACAUGAAAGGCCAAGAUUUUUAUUCUAAUCCCACUGGGACUAUUUGCAACUUUUUUAGAUCCAUUCAAAGUAGUUCAUUUCUUACCUUUUCUUCUUUUUGACAUAUAGAUUAUGUUCUCAUUUGAAUAUAAGGAAGUUGCUUCAUGAAUUGCGAAUUGGUUGAUGUCAAAUGGAUGCUGUUCUUUGUUAUGCAAAUUUAGAAGCAGAAACCAAAUAAUUUCCUGGUCUUUUACUCUUGAACUCCCUGAAGCCUUUGGUUGAUCUCGCAAAUGGGUUCAGCCGUUUGGUUAUUUUUGCUAGUGGUUUCUAUUCAUAUCUAUAUCGUUGCAGCUGAAACAGACCCUGAUGAUAUUCGCUAAGAGCUGUCAUGAGUGAGUGGAAAAAUGUACCAUCUAAUUGGGGGAGAGGGGAUCCUUGUGAUGAUAAAUGGGUUGGAAUUGGGUGCACUGGUUCUCGUGUGACCUCAAUAAAUCUGCCAAACAUGAAAUUGGAGGGAGGGCUGGUAGGAGAUAUUUUCUUCCUAUCUGAGUUAAAAGAAUUGGAUCUAUCUUACAACAAAGGUCUCAGGGGAAUUCUUCCACCAGCGGUUCAAAACUUAAAGAAGCUAGAAAACUUAAUCUUGGUUGGUUGUGGUUUCUCUGGUCAGAUUCCCGAUACAAUAGGAUCUUUGCCACAGCUGAGGAUCCUAUCUCUAAAUUCUAAUGCCUUCUCUGGGAAUAUUCCACCGUCCAUUGGUAAUUUAUCAACUCUUAAUUGGUUAGAUAUGGCUGACAACCAACUUGAAGGAGAAAUUCCAGUCUCGAAUGGAUCCACUACACCAGGGCUUGACUGGUUGAUUCAUACCAAGCACUUGUAUGUCAUUUUUCUUUGUUUUUUAUGUAUGUUUAGUUGGGUUUUUUUUUUGCCAAUAUUCUAUUUUCUUCAUAUAGUAAUGAUGUUCUCCAUUUUCGACAGCCAUUUCGGGUUGAAUAAACUCUCUGGUCCAAUUCCACGCAAACUUUUCAGUUCAGAUAUGACUCUAAUACAUGUGCUAUUUGAAAACAACAUGCUCUCUGGGCCUCUUCCUACGACACUUGGGCUUGUGAAAACUCUGGAGGUGGUGCGCUUUGACAACAAUUCACUAGAGGGGGAUCUUCCAUUGAAUCUCAACAACCUUACAAGCGUUCAAGAUCUGUAUUUGUCCAACAACAAGCUGACUGGGCCUCUGCCUAACCUUACUGGCAUGAGCAGAUUGAACACCUUAUACUUGAGUAAUAAUAGUUUUGAUUCAUCAGAUGUUCCUUCAUGGUUUCCGACCCUGCUGUCCUUAACAACAUUAAUGAUGGAACGUACUCAACUUAAAGGUCAAAUUCCUGCCUCAUUCUUUAAUCUUCUACAAUUGCAGACUGUGGUACUAAAACAAAAUGAACUUGAUGGUUCCUUUGAUAUUGGCCCAAGCUUUAGCAACCAGCUGCAGAUCAUAAAUUUGCAGGGUAAUUCCAUUACGAGUUUCAAUAACACUGGCGGACCUAUCAGUUUUGACAUAGUACUUGUAGACAAUCCAGUGUGCCAGGAGACAGGAGCAGAAGCAAAUGAUUACUGUAGCUUACCUCAACCAGACUCCUCGUCUGUGUAUACAACCCCUCCAAUGAACUGUGUGCCUAAUUCAUGUGGUACUGGUCAAAUUUCCAGCCCCAGAUGCAUAUGCGCGUAUCCAUAUACAGGAACACUACAAUUCAGAGGCCUUUACUUCUCGAACUUGCGAAAUGAAACUCCAUAUGAAAGUCUUGAACAGAAUUUGACACGGUUCUUCCGGUUCCCUGAAUUACUUGUGGAUACUGUUUCACUAAGUAAUCCACGGAUGGAUCAACAUCAGUAUCUUCUUUUGGACCUUUAUUUAUUUCCAUAUGGCCAAGAUAGGUUCAAUAGAUCUGGAAUUUCAAAGAUUGCAUCUGCCCUUAGCAGUCAGGAUUACAAGCCACCUGAACAGUACUUUGGACCUUAUGUUUUCACUGGUGCUGCUUAUGAGUACUUUUCUGAUGGACCUGCACACUCAAACAAAUCAAGUGCUGGCAUCGCAAUAGGAGCAGCAGUUGGUGCUUCAGUGCUUUUUAUACUAUUAGUGAUUGCUGGGAUUUAUGCUUAUCGUCAGAGGAAGAGAGCAGACAGAGCAACCAAAGAGAGCAACCCUUUUGCACACUGGGAUCCUAAGAAGAGCAGUGGUAGCAUUCCUCAGUUAAAAGGAGCAAGAUGCUUUUCUUUUGAAGAGCUUAAGAAGUACACCAAAAAUUUUUCAGAAGCCAAUGAUAUUGGCUCGGGGGGUUAUGGAAAGGUUUAUAGAGGAACUCUACCCACUGGUGAGCUCGUUGCCAUCAAACGAGCUCAGCAAGGAUCAAUGCAGGGUGGACUGGAAUUCAAAACAGAGAUUGAGCUUCUAUCUAGAGUUCAUCAUAAAAAUGUUGUUAGUCUAUUGGGAUUUUGCUUUGAGCGAGGUGAACAAAUGCUAGUAUAUGAGUAUAUUCCUAAUGGCUCACUUAGUGACAGUCUGUCAGGGAAGUCAGGAAUCAGAUUGGACUGGCCCAGGCGACUGAAAAUAGCCCUUGGUGCAGCUAAAGGUGUGGCAUACCUUCACGAGCUGGCAAAUCCCCCCAUUAUUCACAGGGACAUCAAGUCCACUAACAUCUUAUUAGAUGAACGCUUAAAUGCUAAAGUUGCUGAUUUUGGUCUCUCCAAACCUAUGGGUGACAGUGAGAAGGGUCAUGUUAGCACUCAAGUGAAGGGUACGAUGGGUUAUUUGGAUCCUGAAUAUUAUAUGACCCAACAGUUGACUGAGAAGAGCGAUGUUUAUAGCUUUGGAGUGCUGAUGCUGGAAAUAAUAACCGCGAGAAGACCAAUAGAGCGAGGGAAAUACAUAGUAAGGGAGAUGAGAAUGUCGAUGGACAAAACGAAAAGCUUGUAUAACCUCCAACAGAUUCUUGAUCCAGCCAUUGGUUUUGGUACAUCGUCCAAAGGCUUGGAGAGGUUUGUAGAACUGGCAAUGAGAUGUGUAGAAGAAUCAGGAACUGACAGGCCUACCAUGGGUGAAGUGGUGAAGGAGAUUGAAAACAUUAUGCAGAUGGACGGCAUGAAUCCGAAUGCAGAAUCAGCAUCAAGUUCAGCAACUUACGAGGAUGCAACAAAGGGAGCUGAUCUCCAUCCGUACGAUAACGAUUCUUUUGCUUACAGUGGAGCCUUCCCUCACUCAGCUGCCAAGAUAGAGCCCCAUUAAAUGUGGGUUUCUUUUACCAUGUUUUGUUAGCAAUGAACUUAGUAACAGUGAGAGCUGCUUCUGUUUUUUUUCCCUUCCACUGAAUGGUGACUUACAAACUCAAUCAUGUGGGAUCUUAUUCUUAUUUGUUGGAUAUUAUUAUGAUGUAACUUUUAUUAGAAAGAAUUCUUUUUUUGUAAAUAGGUAAUGCGACUGUUGAUUCAA
Molecule: messenger RNA, 3882 nt
Organism: Gossypium arboreum
Lineage: Eukaryota; Viridiplantae; Streptophyta; Magnoliopsida; Malvales; Malvaceae
Product: leucine-rich repeat receptor protein kinase HPCA1-like
Exons: 19
Coding region: 799-3678 (959 amino acids)
Biological process (GO): protein phosphorylation
Molecular function (GO): protein kinase activity; protein binding; ATP binding
Source: RefSeq, a predicted model, not a curated record